AUGGGCUCAACUGGAUCGGGAUGGCGAAGACUGAGUGUCGGGAUUGUGGGCGGCGGGAUCGGAGGGCUUGCUGCUGCUAUCUCGCUGCGGCGGGCUGGCCAUGAGGUGGUCAUCUAUGAGCGACAUGAUUUUGCGGGCGAGGUAGGUGCGUCCAUCUCGUGCGCGGCGAACGGCACCCGGUGGUUGCAUGAGUGGGGGGUGGAUAUCCCUAAGGGCGACCCCGUGGUGCUGAAGAAGUUGAUCAACCGGGACUGGAAGACGGGAGAGCCGGUCAGUGUCUAUGAUUUGGACGACUAUGAAGAGCGCUGGGGGUAUGUCUACAACAUGUUCCAUCGCCAGUAUAUGCAUGCCAUGUUGAGGGAUUGCGCACUGCAGGAGGAAGGCCCAGGGACGCCGGUUACCUUGAAGGUGAAUCAUCAGGAUAUCGAUCUCGGGUCGGGUAUUAUUACCUUUGCCAAUGGCGAGACUGCCAGGCACGAUCUCAUCAUUGGAGCGGAUGGAAUUGGUUCGGUCGUGCGAGGCAUCAUCGGGCUGCAUCCCGAGAAGACCCCUGCGGCGUCCAGCUGCUUGCAUGCCAAUGUCUUGACAGAGGAUGCUGUCCGUCUGGGGCUGGUCGACUACUCUAAGGACAGUGCCUUAGAGUACUGGGGCGGCCAGGAAGGCAAGUGGGAUAAGAUCGUCUUGUCCCCCUGCAACGGCGGGAAACUGCUGUCCUACUACUGCUUCUUCCCUCGCGAAAAGGGGGACUUCACGACGCACACUUGGGGUGGAGCGGAUCGUCCAGUUGAAGAGCUGCUUGCACCUUAUCCGGAACUGGAUGAACAGGUCCGCUCGCAUCUGGCCAUCGGCAUAGAGAUUAGGCCUUGGCGCUUGUGGGUACAUCAGCCAUACCCGUACAUCACCAGCAACAUGGUCUGCCUAUUGGGAGACGCAGGACAUCCGUAUUUGCAGAUGAUGCCCCAUCAAAGCCAAGGUGCCUGCAUGGCCAUCGAAGACGCCGCAGCCCUCGGAAUUAUCUUCAGCAAGUCCUACUUCUCCGGUGAUGUCGCGGCUGCGCUCUCGAUCUACCAGAAAGUGCGACUGCCUCGAGCCACCAGAGUUCAGGCUGCCUCAGCCAAGGCGGCAUACAAUAUCAACGAGCGCAUCGGCUUCUCCAGCAACACCGACAUUCCAAAAUACAAGGUCGAGGAUGAGAAGAAGAAGCUCACGAUCGAAGAAAUGAAUUCAUACGACAUGUACAUGGAUGUCGAGGAAACUAUGGCUCAGGAGUAUGGAUCUUCGUUCGACAAGAAAUACAUCCGAGGUCUGCCCGUCGGCCUGAAGCUGUCGAACGGAGUGGUCAUCGGAGAAUAAGCGUGCUGUCAGAUCCAUUUGGAACUUCUGUCUCUGUACUUUUUGUCCUUGGCUGCUUUGAUACCUCAUGCGAGCAUUGUACAUAGUAAGAUUGAUGUUUAUCCCUUGGACAUGCCAGGUCACUGUGAUGUAUAGUCAAUGAAGAUGUAUGACCAAAAUAGUCAGACGACCCCAUGACUGAAGCUCGGCCAAAGCAUAGAUGGAUCAGCCGGCUUAAGCGCCGAGUCAAGAUGACUCUUUUCGAGUGUCAGGCACAGACGUCCAAAUCGAUUGGGUAUCACACCAUGAUCGAUGGCUCGAUCUGGAUGCGAUCGACCACUGUGCGAUAGAGUGCGCAGAGCGAGGAUCGGGGGUGAAGCGAUACGACGU
This is a messenger RNA of Aspergillus homomorphus CBS 101889, 1722 nucleotides long. RefSeq names its product FAD/NAD(P)-binding domain-containing protein. The record is from RefSeq and is a predicted model, not a curated record. Lineage: Eukaryota; Fungi; Ascomycota; Eurotiomycetes; Eurotiales; Aspergillaceae. The coding region runs from base 1 to 1353 and encodes 450 amino acids. The transcript has 6 exons. Gene Ontology annotation, molecular function: FAD binding; monooxygenase activity.